CCUUCUGGCCGUUCUCUCUGUCCUCCUCGUCCUCCUUCGCGCGGCGCGGCCGCUCCCCCUCUACUUCCCGUCGUCAUUCGGUAGUUAUUCUUUUAUAGCGAAAACCGAGGCGGUUCCCUUCUGCUUCGCAAGUCAGUCAAAGUAAGUUUUCCCCCGUUGCUCAUGAGUGUGACAUCGCGGGGAGUGAGGGAGUGCGUACCUGACCGCAGGCUGCGUCCACGUGAUCCUCGUCACAGUCUCGUCAACCCCGUCGGCGUGGACGGAGCGCGCCGCGUCGGCCGCCGCCGGAAAGUCACCCCCGCGUCGUGCGUUCAGGUCUCCGCCGCGACCGCGCCGCGACCGCCCCCGUGCCGACAGUGCGUCCGCGUGAGUGCGUGUUGAGCGUGCGUGCGUGUGUGCUCGUGUGUGUUUGUGAGUGGGCUCAAGUGAUUUCGUUGUGAGCUUGACUGUGCUUUGUUUUAUUCUGUUGAUUUGGUUGGCCUCGUAGGGAGUGCAUAAGCUUAAGCUGUUGUUUACUUUUUUCUGUUGCCAAUCCGCGCGUGUUGCGUUUCUCUGCAGUUUUCAAGCCAGUAGUCGCUUGGUUUUGUUUUCGUUUGCCUCUGAAGAAAGUGAUAACAGUGCUUCGAAUGUGUUACGUGUGUGUCUGAGUGGAAAAGUGAUAGUGAUACAGUGCUGCUCGCGUGAUUCGUGGAGACGACAAGAGUCUCAAGCCAAGCGUGUGUGCGAGAGUGUGUGUGCGCCAGUGGCGUGCCAGUGGAGGAGACAGUGCCCCCCCGUGAGGAGUACCUGUUGAUUGGAGGGGCAUAUGUGGCUGGCGUUCAAGACGCCUGGAUGUGGCCGCCAUCUUGGAAAGUGCCGCGACUGUCACCGUUCCCCGCGGGAAGCCUGCCAGGUUGAACAAGCUUUCACCGCGGUCGGUGCAGCGCCGACAGGGGGGCCUCCACGUGUUGCCCGUCACACAUGUCAGCAGUCCCUCAGUCCUGGCAGUGCGGUGCAGUGCAGUGCAGGGAGGGCCCUCUCAUCCAAAGUACCCGGUCGAAACGCGGGUGCCGCGGGUACCGCCGCGCGUGUCGCUACACGCGUGUCCGUCGCGUUCGCGUGUGUGCGUGUGUCCGUGCCCUCGGUGCGCCGGAAGAGGCCGCCGAUUGUGGAUUCCGGGGAUGUGCUUCCGGCCAGAACGCGCCGUGUUCAAGAGGCGGCCUGGAGACUCCAGCCCUGCAACACAAAAUUGGAUAUGGAUACACAAACACUCCGCCGAAUUUUGGAUACUUCGGGCGCCCUAUCAUCGCCGGCUGGCUUCGCCGCCAGCGCCAAGGGACGACGCCAAGGCCGGCGUCGGGGCAGGCAGCGAUAUCUGACGAUGACAGUGGAUCUAAGAUGGCGACCGCCGUGAAGACGGGCGACGCGGAAUGGUGAUUGCGGAACGCUUUGGAUAACUUACAGCCCCGAAGACUCUGUGCAGCGGAUAACCGGCAAGAACGGAUUCUCACUGAGUGCAGCAAGUGGUGUCGACUGGAGUCCUUACUGGAGAAACCUGCAUUUUUUUCGUCAAGAAGAUCCAAGCCAUU
Messenger RNA from Thrips palmi, 1568 nucleotides. RefSeq lists its product as uncharacterized. The coding region runs from base 806 to 1393 and encodes 195 amino acids. The transcript is spliced from 8 exons. The record is from RefSeq and is a predicted model, not a curated record. NCBI's taxonomy places the organism in Eukaryota, Metazoa, Arthropoda, Insecta, Thysanoptera, Thripidae.